Elgaria multicarinata webbii is the source of this 2350-nucleotide messenger RNA. RefSeq names its product zinc finger protein 239-like. The record is from RefSeq and is a predicted model, not a curated record. Bases 365 to 1423 code for a protein of 352 amino acids. Gene Ontology annotation, biological process: regulation of transcription by RNA polymerase II. NCBI's taxonomy places the organism in Eukaryota, Metazoa, Chordata, Lepidosauria, Squamata, Anguidae. The transcript is spliced from 4 exons. Gene Ontology annotation, molecular function: DNA-binding transcription factor activity, RNA polymerase II-specific; RNA polymerase II cis-regulatory region sequence-specific DNA binding. Gene Ontology annotation, cellular component: nucleus.
AGGAUGAGGAUGUGAGCUGCAGCCGUUUCUGCUGUUCAGAUAGACUACUGUACGUAGCUGGGAAAUGCUGCUGUUGCGAGGAUGUCAGCUUCUGAAGCAGCGCUAGCAGUCAAGAGGCUUUCCAUCUUUUCCUCAAUAAUGGAUUUUUGUGUGGAAAGGAAGAAGACGGGAGAAAUGGUGGGGAAACACAGGAGGCUUACAAGCGGAAGACUCCAUUUCCUGGACACCUUGUAAAAUCCCAUGAAUGAGGCACCGAGACUGCACAAUAAAAACCUUGCUGGAAGAGCAGCUGGGUGUACAGGGAUUAGCAGAAAAUUGGAAGCUGUUUGAAGUUGGGAUUGUUGCUUGAGCAGGAAAUGGAAACAUGAAUGACAUUGAGGAGGAGACAAUAUUCCUGCAAGGAGGUCCUGAGAAUUCUAAAGCUCAUGAAUUGUUCUGUGAAUUAUUUGCCAUGGAUGCCAGUCCUGGCUCAGAAAAGGUGUGUGAGAUCCAGGACAUUGAUUCUUCAGAGGAGGGGCAAGAAAAGACCACUCAUUGUGAAAGAGGCUUCAGGAAACGGAAGGACACUAUUGUUCAUCAAAACACUCUUCGAGGGGAGAAACCGUACAUCUGUGUUGAAUGUGGGCAAAGCUUCAACCGGAGCUCAGACCUGGUCAGGCAUCAAAGGAUACACACAGGAGAGAAGCCACACAUAUGCAUGGACUGCGGAAAGAGCUUCAGUCGGCAUUCCCACCUCAUUCAGCAUGGGCGGAUCCACACAGGAGAGAGACCAUACAAGUGUCAAGACUGUGGGAAAACCUUUAGCCAGAGCACACACCUUGUCCAGCAUCAGCGCAACCACACUGGGGAAAGGCCUUACGUGUGUGGCAAAUGUGGAAGACACUUCUACCAGAACUCGGGCCUCCUUCGGCACGCCAACUGCCACAUGGGGCAGAAACCAUACAGGUGCCCAGAUUGUGGGAAACGUUUCAGUGAUAGCUCUAACCUUGUGGCUCACCAGAGACUUCACACGGGUGAGAAACCCUACAAAUGCGCUGACUGUGGAAAAUGUUUCAGCGAGAGCUCUAAACUGUCCAUCCACCAACGGACUCACACAGGAGAGAAACCUUACGUGUGUUCAGAAUGUGGGAAAAGCUUCAGUCAGGGCUCUCAUCUCAUACAGCAUCACCGAACGCACACGGGUGAGAAGCCAUAUGAAUGCUCUGAAUGCAGCACCAGCUUCAGUGACAAGUCCACCCUGAUCAGGCACCAGAGGACCCACACGGGGGAGAAACCCUUUAUGUGCAUGCAGUGUGGGAAAAGCUUCAGUCGCAACGCCUACCUUGUUGCUCACCGGAGAGUGCAUAAGUGUGGUUCUUUUGUGAAAAUUAAAAAGAAAACAGAAGCAAUGGGGAAACACAGAGAGGCUACAAAUGGAAGAUGACAUUGUCUGGAACCCCAGUCAAAUAUUGUGAAUGAGGCAAUUGCAUGGCCAGUGCCAUCUCUGGAAGCACACCCUCCUCACCGUCUCUGAAAUGAUUCCACUUACUCUCAUUACUUAAGGAAAUCCUGCCUGUGAGGGGCCUCAGUGUGCCGUUUCUGGAAAAUGGGGAGAAGGUUUGCCUGGAUCCUAGUGUGGAGUGAAUCAAGCAGAUUGUCACAAACUUCUUAAAGAAUAACAACAAGCUCUGAAGGGAACCUUGGAGCUGGGUGUGGAUCUGAAACAGAAGAGGCAGAGAGAGAGAAAACAAUUGGAAAAGCUGGAAUUGAAACCUUUUUAUGAUCUUUAAACAACCCUCAACUACUGCCUUACUACUUUCCCCUUGUACUUAUUAUUGCAAUUAUUUGUAUUUAAAGUAUUUAUUACUACAUCUGUUUGCAGCCAUCUGAUCAACUCAGCAUGCUAGUGUGAAAGCAAAGGGGACUGAAUGAGCAUCGCAACACUCGGAUGCCUUUCAGGUUGUUUUUUAAUAUAGUGUGAACCGCUGUGAGCAUUGUUUUUACAAUGGAAGGGUAGGAUAGAAAUAUGUCUUAAUAAGUAGGAUGUGAUAUUUCGGUAUCAUUACUAAAAUGUUUUUGAGAAAAAAGGAGCAUGAUCUAGCUUAAUAGAUAUAUUAAGGCUGCAAUCCUAUGUACACUUACAUGAGAGUAAGUCCCAUGGAACACAGUGGGGGUUAUGUCUAAGUAGACCUGCAUAGGAUUGGCUGCCAGUCCCUUAACUGGAUCUGGCAGCCAGAUUUCAUGGGGAGAGAUUUAAGGAUAUGCUUACAGCUGCAAUCCUAUGCAAACUUACGUUUGAGGAAAAGUUUUGAAAGCAGUGGGGCUUACUUCUUAAACAUGCAUAGGAUUUCAGUGAGACCUGAGUGCUGAA